AUGGAUACAACUGCUAACGAUGCCGCUCAAGUGGUAGCAUUAAUGGAAUCAGGGAUGCGUCAAUGUGAUGUUGCACGGCAACUAAACUUGAGCCGUUUUGCCGUUCGACGAGUUUUCCAACGUUAUCAAGAGACUGGUGGCUUUAUCCGGAGGCAUGGAUCAGGCCGACAACGCUGCACAACGGACAGAGAUGAUCGUUUUAUUGUCUCGACGUCUUUGCGCAAUCGAUUUUCCAAUGCUAUAGAGCUUCAACAGCAACUCCGCGCAACUCGCAGUACAACAGUAAGCACCUCUACGGUUAGGAGAAGGUUAGGAGAACAAAAAAUUGUGGCCCGCAGACCUGCUACCGGUCCGAAACUGACUGCACAGCACCGCAAAGAACGGUUACAUUUUGCCCGUGAACAUUUUAAUUGGACGCUUGACCAAUGGAAGACUGUGCUCUUUUCUGAUGAAACAAGGGUGUGUCUANGCACAAGCCUGUACCGAGGAGACAGUGGAGUAUGGAGGUGGAUCAUGCAUGUUCUGGGGCGGCAUUUCCAUCGAUAGCAAGACCGAGCUUGUGUGCGUUUCCCAAACUGGUGGCGCUCGAGGACAAGGAUCGCUAACUUCUGAUCGAUACAUUACAGAGAUCUUAGAAGAGCAUGUGGUACCAUAUGCGGGUUUUGUUGGAGAUGGGUUUAUACUAAUGCACGACAAUGCUCGUUCCCACACCGCAUUAAUUGUAAAAAAUUAUACGGAAGAGGUUGGGAUCCCUGUUAUGAACUGGCCAGCGAGAAGUCCAGACCUAAACCCAAUUGAGCACCUCUGGGACAAAUUAAAACGAAGAGUGCGGUCACAUGAUCCUGCCCCAACAACCCUCCAAGAUCUUCAAUAUGCUGUUGUUGCGGAAUGGGUGAACAUUCCUCAAGAACGCAUCGUACGACUCAUAACUUCUAUGAAAGAUCGUAUGGAAGCAGUAAUUAAGGCAAGAGGAAGUAGCACUAGGUUUUAA
Molecule: messenger RNA, 991 nt
Organism: Cinara cedri
Lineage: Eukaryota; Metazoa; Arthropoda; Insecta; Hemiptera; Aphididae
Source: the annotation of a GenBank genome assembly